GAGGGACUACAACUGUCGGAGAGGAAGUAGUGAGCAGCACAAAGAGCAGGGCAGGGUGACAGAAUCCAGUUUCAUUUUCUUUCUUACCGCUGACACACACAGCGUAUACCUCUGUCGAUUCGGGCAGCCUUCACUGACUUCAUUGUAGAAUCUUACAGCUGGCCAUGGACUUUAUAGAUCCCAUUCUGAGCAUUGCCACAGAGAUCUACGGGCUGGUUGAGAGAGUGAAAGCCAAUAAGAACCGCUGCCACCGUGUUUCUAAACGAGUAAAAGCCUUGGAGGAGCUGGUAAAGUCUAUCAAAAAGAGCGAAGCAGUCAGAAACUGUGUGGAGGUAGGAAAUGCCCUCAAGGAACUGUGCAUCACUCUGGAAUCAGCACAGAAGCUCAUUAAAAAAUAUGUAUCGGCCAACAUGCUGGAACGCAUUCUGAACUCCAACAGCCAUGGAGAUGAGUUCAGCAGUGUGAACGAACGUCUUAAUGACGCCUUCCAGAUCCUGUCCGGAGCUCAGCAGGUGCAGCAGGGCAACAUGAUAUAUAGGGUGUUCGAACUGACCUCCAGAGAAAAAGAAGAUGAGCUGGAUGGGAAGGAGGAUGACCAGGAUCUGCAGAAGUUGCUGCUGGAGUACAUGAAAGAUCAGAAGGAGAAAGCAGAAGCCAUGCAGAGACAGUUUGAACAUGUCAAAGUCAACGUGGAGAAAGUCGUGGAGAUUUUGAAUAGGCCCAAAGUCACUAGUGUGGACAUCCGAAUGAUUAAACCAGACGAGUUGAAGUACGGACAUCCCAAAAAACCUUUCAUGACAUCACCUGCCACCGAGGUCUACAAAGGAGAGUAUCGUGGAUUUACAGUGGCAAUCAAGAGAUACACCGAGCCCGUGAACACCAGCCCAGGGUCUGUCCCACAGUCAUUUUUUAAAGAAGUUGACACGAUGAAGCGGUUUGAGUCACCCAACAUCCUGCGAAUGUUUGGUAUCUGUGUCCGCGAUGAGAAUGGACCCAACCCUGAGUUCCUCAUCGUCAUGGAAUACUGUGAGAAAGGAAGUCUUUCGACAGCUUCUUGACUCUGAUUGCAAACUGUCCUGGACCAAGAAACUCGUAUGUGUCUGGAUGCAGCGCAAGGACUCUAUCGACUGCACCAGACAGAAGAAAAUGUAAUGUUCACGGGUGCAUCAACAGUUACAUAGUUCCUUGUCGCUGAAGGCUACAGAGUCAAGCUUGGAGGUUUUGAGCUGUCGAAAACGGAGACAUCACUGAAGCAGACAAAGGAUAAGGAUGUCAGGUCCCUGUGCUACUCCUCUCCCCAGAUGCUCAACGACAUCAACCACGUCUACAGCAAAGAGUGUGAGAUGUACAGUUUUGGAAUCGUCCUAUGGGAAAUUGCCACUCGUGAGAAACCUUUUGAAGGUUAUAGAAACGCAGAAAUUUAUCAGAAAGUGUGCCAGGAGAAAUAUCAACAACCGCUUCCCGAUGACUGUCCUGAGCCACUGGGGCAGCUGAUCAAUGCCUGCCGAGACUAUGAGAGCUUCCGGAGGCCAUCUGCUGGAGUGCUGGUGGACCAACUGCGCAGCGUGGUGGCCCAGAUGGAGGAGAAGAAAGAAACCCAACUUUGAAUAAAACUAGCCUGUAACUUCAGUAAACACAGUUCCAGUCAAAAGUUUGGGCACACUUGCAUAUUUAGUGGUUUUUCAUUAUUUUUCUAUUUCACUGCUGAUGCCAGAAGUAUUCAAUUGCACACUUACUGUGCUUGCGCUAGCCAUUCGCCACUUUGCCGGACUACAGCUCUCGCUCUGCACCUGGCUUACUCCAUUUCCACCAACACCCCUCCCCCUUUGCCACACACACACACACACACACACACACACACACACACACACACACACACACACACACACACACACACACACACACUUCCCAUCCCAAUCCUCUGGUCCUUGUGCAUCCCAACUUGUUAACCCAUGCGUUUUUCCUUCCUGUAUUAUUGCUAUUCAGGCCUUCAGCUGCUAUUUGGCUGGCAAUUAAUUGGUCAUUUCAUUGUUUUUGAAUCUGCCCAUUACUUUCUCAUUUGAUUGAUUAAUUAUUUGUUCUAUGAACUGUCAGAAAAGGGUGAAAAAUAUAUUGUAUCGGUAUUUCCCAAAUCCCAA
Acanthochromis polyacanthus (spiny chromis) is the source of this 2138-nucleotide messenger RNA. Its product is annotated as mixed lineage kinase domain-like protein. Gene Ontology annotation, molecular function: protein kinase activity; ATP binding. NCBI's taxonomy places the organism in Eukaryota, Metazoa, Chordata, Actinopteri, Pomacentridae. Gene Ontology annotation, biological process: protein phosphorylation; cell surface receptor signaling pathway. The record is from RefSeq and is a predicted model, not a curated record.